GGUACCGUGUGGUCGCCAUUUUGCUGUGCAGCAGCAAGAAGAAAGAAGAGGAACCAAAGAAAAAGCACCACAGUGAAACCCACUUUCUUCUCCAAAGCACGUCUUCUCCACCAUGGAGGUUCCUGGACCAGACAGCGAUUGGAGGAGCCCUCAGUUCCGACAGAAAGUCGUCAGUCAGAUUGAAGACGCCAUGAGGAAGGCAGGCACCGGACACAAUAAGUCCAGCAAUGAAAUGGAAAACCACGUUUAUGUCAAAGCCAAGUCCAGAGAGGAGUAUUUGUCCCUGGUGGCGAGGCUCAUCAUCCACUACCGAGACAUCCACAAUAAGACACUGGGUGGUCCGGAUCCCAUGAAUGCCCUGACUAAUCUGACGGGGGUUGGAGGGGGCUCGGGUGCCAUUGGCAUGGGGCCUCACCCCACCGGUGCCCCUGUGGGGGGCAUGGGGGCCAUGGGGCCCAUGCAGAUAGGCCCGCAUGCCAUGGCGGGGGUGUCUGGAAACCCACAAGCCUUGGGGGGUCCAGCCCAGUUGGCCAUGCAGGGCCAGUCCAUUCCCUUCCAGCAGUUCCAGCAGCAGAACCCCAUGCAACAGCAGCAGCAGCAGCAGCAGCAGUUCCAGGUGCAGCAGAUGAGGGCGCAGCAGCAGCAGAUACACCAGAACCAACAACAGGCCCAGAACCAGCAGCAACAGAAUCAGAUGCACCAGUCCAGGAUGCAGCAGCAGAUGGUCCAGUUGCAGCUCCAGCAGCACGCUCAGGCCCAGUCCAUCCAGCACAUGGUCCAGCACCAGCAGGUUCAGGCCCAACCGGGUCCCAUGCCACCACACUCGCAGCAGCAGGCCACCAUGGCGCCGCAGCCUCUGGCCGGACAGAUGACAUCUGCUCAGCACGUUCCCAUCAAUUCGCUGAGUCAGCAGCAGCACCAUCUAAAGAUGCAGGCCUUCCAGGCCCGGGCAGCCAUGCAGCAGCAGGCCACAGUGCAGGCACAGCUGGCCUCCGUGUCGGGACAGCUGGUCCGUCCUAACAUGCAGAUCCCGGCCCGGCUGCCUCGGCCCACUCUGGCUCCCUCUGUCCCACCCCCCAACACCGCCACUGCUGCUGUGACGGGACCGCCGAUGACGCAGCAGCAGGUGCAGCAGCAGCAUGUGAUGAUGUCAUCACCUUCCCCGGUGCAGGUCCAGACACCCCAGUCCAUGCCGCCCCCACCCCAACCUUCCCCUCAGCCUCCCGCCUCCCAGCCCAACUCAGUCAGCUCGGGUCCGACGCCAUCACCGGGGGGUUUCCAGCCGAGCCCAUCUCCCCAGCCCUCGCAGAGUCCAUCCACCGCCCGGACCCCACAGAACUAUGGGGUUUCCUCCCCAGGCCCACUCAGCACUCCAGGAAACCCGAACUCAGUGAUGAGUCCGGCUGGCGCUGCGUCCCAGGAAGACCAGCAGUACAUGGAGAAGCGCAAACAACUGUCCAAAUACAUCGAGCCCCUCCGCAGGAUGAUCAACAAGAUUGACAAGAACGAAGAGCGCAAGAAGGACCUGAGCAAGAUGAAGAGUCUCCUCAACAUCCUGACCGACCCCAACACCAGGUGUCCUCUGAAGACGCUGCAGAAGUGUGAGAUUGCACUGGAGAAGCUGAAGAAUGACAUGGCCGUGCCAACCCCCCCGCCGCCGCCGCUGACCACCAAGCAGCAGUACCUGUGUCAGCCUCUACUGGAUGCCGUCAUGGCCAACCUUCGCUCACCCGUCUUCAACCACUCGCUGCACCGCACCUUCGCCCCCGCCAUGACGGCCAUUCACGGCCCGCCCAUCAUCGGUCCCAAUGUGUCCGCCCGAAAGAGGAAGCAGGAGGAUGACGAGCGGCAGACGGUCCCUAACAUCUUGCAGGGGGAGGUAGCCCGCCUUGACAUCAAGUUCCUGGUCCACUUGGACCCGGCGCACUGCAGCAACAACGGCACCGUGCACCUCGUGUGCAGGCUGGAGGACAAGAACCUUCCCAGCGUUCCUCCUCUGCAGCUCAGCGUUCCUGCCGACUAUCCCGACCAGAGUCCAUAUUGGGCCAACGACGGCGAGGAGUACGGUGCUAACCACUUCCUGCAGACGGUGCAGAGGAACAUGGCCUCCAAGCUGCUGCAGCUUCCUGACAAACACUCGGUGACGGAAGUGCUCCACACCUGGGCUCAGAGUGUGCGCCAGGCCUGCUUGGCAGCUGCCUGAAGCCCCGCCCACCCUCAUGUCUCCAUGUCAACUGGUGGCGUUCCAGCGGGAACCUGAUGAACAGCUGCAAUGUUUUUCUACGGUGAAUAAAAUGACUUGCUGUGAUGUCACACCACAUGUUUUAUUGGUUAAAAAUCAGAAGCUAAGUGAGAAGGCUUUGUAGGACACAUUGGUGAACACGUCCACGUGCUCGCUGCUUCCUGCCGCCGUCAACACCUGCAACACACCGCAUGGCUAGCCAUCAGGAUGCGCUCGCUGCGGGGGGGUGGCCUGCUGGCGCACUCACCUGGUGCUCUGUGCUGUUGGUGUUGAGCUGCAGGCUGUUGAGGUUCUGGGGGCUACAAGGGAUCUGAGCCUUGACUUCCCCCCCCAACAGGCAGUGAGACACAAACGGACCUUCGCCCACCGCCAGAAUCUGUGGAGAAAUGACACACGCGAAGCGUUUACGGAGCAUGUGUGGCAUGGAGACAAGCGUGCUCACCAUGUCCUGAUAGAAGGUAGCUUGUCUCUGGCAGCCACUCAGUGGAAAGAUGGAGGUCGGCGUCAGCGAGCGAAGAUGCCACAGUGACAAGAACGGACCGCCACCACACAGCUGCGCAAACAGGAAGUUGAAGCGGAUUAACAUCAGCAACAAAAACUGUAAGACAGAUGUUCUCACCAUCCAAUCCGAGUCGGUGGUCAAACAGCUGAUCCACUUUCCAAACUGCGGCCGUGCACAUUUCUGACAAACACAACGUCAUGAGCCAACGGCAAGCACUUAGGCCAGCAACGUGCAUCUUACUUGGUACUUGUGCACGUCCACGCAGUGGACACAUUGAGCCGUCCUGCUGUCUGGAAACACCAGGACAUUCAUCAGAUGACAGCACAGUUUCUGUUCUGGGACCAAAGCGGACACGGUGACUCACCCCACAUCCUAACGGCGCCGUCCUCACUGCCCGACAGGACCUCGCCAUCGCGCUCCCUCACGCUCAGACAGUGCACGUAGUCCGAAUGUCCCUGGAAGACAGACUGGGGACGGAUCGGAGACCAAAAAAAUCAACACUGUGACUCAAGACCACCGCACCGGGACACCACAUGACCCGGCCCACCUUGAAGACACCGUGUUCCAGAUCCAGGACAUGGACGUUGUUGUCCCCACCACCAAUGAGCAGGCUGUUGUCCUGACACACACACACACACAUUCAGUGUCCUUGGUCGUCAUGGAAACCAACAUGUCGAUCACUCACUCGCGGGUUGAUGACCAUGGCGUUGAUCUCGGGGACCUCCAUGCUGCAUCUAAAGCAAAAACAAGACAGGAAGUGCACCAUGUGACGUGUUCAAACAUU
Messenger RNA from Dunckerocampus dactyliophorus (ringed pipefish), 3528 nucleotides. RefSeq names its product mediator complex subunit 15 (gene med15). Gene Ontology annotation, biological process: regulation of DNA-templated transcription. The record is from RefSeq and is a predicted model, not a curated record. Lineage: Eukaryota; Metazoa; Chordata; Actinopteri; Syngnathiformes; Syngnathidae. The transcript is spliced from 18 exons. Bases 113 to 2203 code for a protein of 696 amino acids. Gene Ontology annotation, molecular function: transcription coregulator activity.